AUGAAUAACAAUUUCGAUUUUCUCCAAUUUUCCUCUGGCCUUAUUAAAACUCCUCCACAUGCGCUCUGCCUCCAACUUCCAACUCCCAGUCAUCUCUACAGCCGCAACUCCACACAGCCGCAACUUUCAGUCGACGGCAGGCCGUCGGUUGAGCCGCGCUUUGAACACACCGGCGGCGGCGACGGCGGCGGCGACGACGGCUCCGAAGCGUCGCGACGUGCCUGCUCAUCCGUUACCGUGGUAACUUACAUUCCUUCUAAUGGUAAACAGUUGCGCUUUACGCCCGCAGGCGUCUUUCAUGUUGCGAUGUUCCUUUGUGAGUUCUUUUCGAUGCUGCUGGAGGCCCUUUUUCGGUUAGCCCAAGAACUUCGACGACGACCGGCGAGUUUGUUGAUUUUGGUAAAUCAACCCGGGGAGUCAUCGUUUCGCUAA
Phyllotreta striolata is the source of this 432-nucleotide messenger RNA. The record is from the annotation of a GenBank genome assembly. Lineage: Eukaryota; Metazoa; Arthropoda; Insecta; Coleoptera; Chrysomelidae.